AUGGGGAAAAGGGAAGGGAACUUACCUGUUGUGCGAGCGGUGCUGCUCGGCGACGAAGAAGCGGUGACGGCUGCGAAUUGUAGCGGCUAUGGACGGCGGCUGCGGAGACGAGAACUUGAGCUUGGUAUUGAGGGAAUGGUUGUGGUGAAUUUGGGGAAGAAUGGCGGUGGGAGAGAGAGGCAAAAACCCCCACAGUUUGAUGGACUGGGAGAACCAUCUAAGGCAGAGACCUGGAUACGCACCAUCGAGCGCAUAUUUGAUUUUAUGGAGUGCACCGACAAGGAACGCCUCGCUUGUGUGACUUUUCAAUUAACGGGGCCCACAGAUUUUUGGUGGGAUACCAAGCUAAGGACCAUGAACCCUGAACGCCGUGAAGCGCUUACUUGGGAGAUAUUCAAGGAAGAGGUGUACAAUAAGUACGUUCCCAUGAGCUAUAGGCGAGCAAAGGUAGUUGAAUUCCAUACUUUGAAGCAAGGGAAUAUGACGGUGACAGAGUACGACCGUGCACUGUGUGAAAUUACUCGAUAUGCUCCCGAGUUGGUGGAUACAGAUGAGAAAAUGGCAGAAAAGUUCCGUGCUGGUCUCAAGCACGAAAUAAGAGUAGCAGUGGCAAGUCGCAGAGGACUUUCAUAUUCUGAGAUUUUGGCUUGUGCAUUAGAUGUGGAAGAAGCGUUGCCUAAGGAGAUGACAGUAGCAAAUACUACACCAGUGCCACUUCAACAACAUAAUUUCUGA
Molecule: messenger RNA, 735 nt
Organism: Salvia splendens (bonfire salvia)
Lineage: Eukaryota; Viridiplantae; Streptophyta; Magnoliopsida; Lamiales; Lamiaceae
Exons: 3
Coding region: 1-735 (244 amino acids)
Source: RefSeq, a predicted model, not a curated record